Messenger RNA from Gamsiella multidivaricata, 2144 nucleotides. Its product is annotated as cyclin-domain-containing protein. Gene Ontology annotation, molecular function: cyclin-dependent protein serine/threonine kinase regulator activity; protein kinase binding. Gene Ontology annotation, biological process: regulation of cyclin-dependent protein serine/threonine kinase activity. Lineage: Eukaryota; Fungi; Mortierellomycota; Mortierellomycetes; Mortierellales; Mortierellaceae. The coding region runs from base 129 to 1832 and encodes 567 amino acids. Gene Ontology annotation, cellular component: cyclin-dependent protein kinase holoenzyme complex; nucleus. The transcript has 4 exons. The record is from RefSeq and is a predicted model, not a curated record.
CCUUUGGCCUUAGUUUGGCCACAGCAUGUUGGCAGGUGCACUCUCCGAAUAGCCCAGUGGCCGAGAACGACUGUUCGACAGGCAGAACGUGCAGUCGAUCGGCGAUUGUCUGUGGGUUAUGUUUGAAAAUGUAUUUUGGUUCUAUUCAUUCAUUCGCCAGGGUGAACACCUCUUCUCUCCACUCUCUCGUCGCCUUCUCUCUCUUUGCCUCUCUUUGCCUCUCGCUCUCCCUCUCGCUUCGCCUUUUCUUUCUCUCUCGCACACGUUCCCUCCUUUUGGCAUACCACUUGCUUGUCCACUCGCCCACAAAGACAUUACAGAAAAAGGGCGCUUUCUUCAACAGAUCUGUCCUUGCCAUGUCUUCCUGCCACACCCCUCCUUCGACCUCUCCUGACGCAAAGAACCCCACCACCACUUCCUCUUCAUCGCUCUCUGCCAUUACUUCCUCAGCACCAUCCGCAGAUACCACCACACCCUCUCCCCCUCCAACACCAGAACAGUCUUCCGAAAUCACCUCUACUCAGGACUGCACACCCAGCACCGCCAUGACUCCCUUUGCUUCCUCAUGUUCUUCAAUCUCGCCAACAAUGUCUCAGCAACAGAACCUCGCUGCAGCUGAACCAGUCUCUGCUCUGUUCGACGUGAUUAAUCACCCUGUUAAGGAUACUCUGACGAUUGUCUCCACAUUGCUCUCUCUCCUUCUCCACAAGAACGACAGUCGAUACAAUCCCCUGUGCGACCCCAUCACAUUGUUCCAUUCAAGAGCCGUGCCCCGCAUCUCAGUCGAGGCCUACCUGACGAGGAUCCUGCAAUACAUCCCCUUCACGAACGAGGUGCUCCUGAACGUGUUGGUGUAUUUGGAUAGGAUUGGUGGGUUGGAGGGAGUGCAUCUGCACUUAAGCGGGAAGUUGUCCUCAACAACAACAGCGACGUCCGUGUCUGCCCCCGUUACUGUCUCCUCAGCAUCGGCUUCCUUCUCUGCAGCAAAUGAAAUCUCCAGUAUGGCAUCAUCAUCACCGAAGAACAACUCCGACAAUGGCCUUCCAAUGAUCUCGAAACGUGGCAGAGAGGAUAAAGAGGAGCGGGCUGAGCAGGUCAAGAGAGUCCGGUCGACAACAUCAUCACCGUCAUCAUCGUCAUCAUCAUCAUCGUGCUCUCCUUCCUCCUCCAUUUCGACUCCUGUUUCAACGCCUGCUUGUUCGCCUGCACCAGAAGGGAUGCCGUCCUACAAUGGGUUCCGGAUCAACAGCUUCAACAUCCAUCGACUAUUGAUUACGUGCCUGAUGGUCGCUGGCAAAUUCACCUCUGACUUGUUUUAUUCCAACGCUCGCUAUGCCAAGGUCGGAGGACUCAGCCUUCCGGAACUGAACCAGCUCGAGCUCGAGUUCCUGUUCACGAGCAAGUUUGAGUUGAACGUCAAGGUCGAUGAGCUGCAGCGCAUCGGAAAUGCACUCCUCCGGUUCAGAGACCGCCAUAUGGCGCGUGUCACCCAGCAGCACCAGCACCAGCAACAGCACCAGCAGCAAUACCAGCACCAACAACUACUGCUCCUUCACCUUCAGCAACAGCAGCAACAACUGCAACAGCAGCACCAGCACCAGCAGCAGAACCUCGCAGCGAUGCAGCCAGUGCAGCGAAUGGAGCAAAUGCAUUCGCCUAUCAGCCCCUGCAGUGCCUCUGCCAGCACUGCAGCCGCUGACGCGUCUGUGCCUGUACCGGGGAUGGACCAGGAUGUCAAGAUGCAGCGCCCGCAAUUGCUGUCGCCGCCAGAGGAGAAACAUUCUUGGACAGAGUCCGAGGUCCAAGAGUCCCAUGCCCAGGUUCAUGUCUAGAGACUUGAGUAUCCUUGCCAGUAUUAGUGAUGGUGGAGUUUGUUUUCGUUUUCAUUUCUCUUUGUGAUUUUUCCUUUCUUUGUUUCGUUGUAUUUAUAUCGUCCUAGCUUGUAUCCAUGUAUACUAUCCAUCUCUAUGAUGGUUUUUUUAUAUAUAUAUAUAUUGUUAUUUGCUGUUGUUUGUUGUUCGCGUUCAAUUGUUUUUGCAACCUAUAGAUUUUGUUUUUUGUUUUAUUUUUUCCCUCCUUCCUCUUUUAGCAUAGAAAAAAAAAAAAAAAAAAAAAAACAAAAAAAAAAAAAAAAAAAAAAAAAA